UUUGUGACUUCGACCCACGCUCACCCUGAUCCCUUCAUCGCUCCGCCGUCCUUUUCACUGACAUUCAUUCAUUUACUGCUCCAUCCGACAACGCAUAUAUCCACCAUACAGAGCUCUAUCGCAAGAUCUUACCCACUCGCAGCUUAACUCUUCGACAGAUGGAACGCUAUGCGAAGAUAGAGAAAAUUGGCGAAGGCACCUAUGGCGUCGUGUACAAGGCCCGAGAUACCAGCACCAACACUAUCGUGGCUCUUAAGAAGAUACGGCUCGAGGCAGAAGAUGAGGGCGUCCCAAGCACUGCAAUCCGCGAAAUCAGUCUCCUUAAGGAGCUGAACGACGACAACAUUGUAAGGCUUUUGGACAUCGUCCAUGCCGACCAGAAAUUAUACCUGGUAUUCGAAUUCUUAGACGUGGAUCUUAAGCGCUACAUGGACCUUGCCAACAAAAAUCAAACACCUAUCACCUUGGAAAUGUCCAAGCGGUUCCUGCAUCAAUUAAACUCAGGAUUGGUCUACUGCCACUCGCACCGGAUUCUUCACCGCGACUUGAAGCCGCAAAAUCUCCUCAUUGACAAGCAUAAUAAUCUGAAGCUGGCCGACUUUGGACUCGCGCGGGCAUUCGGUAUACCGAUGCGGACUUACACUCAUGAGGUCGUAACGCUGUGGUAUCGUGCGCCCGAAGUGCUGCUUGGAUCCCGCCACUAUUCGACAGCAGUCGACAUGUGGUCGGUCGGAACCAUAUUUGCGGAGAUGGCUUGUCAGGGGCAGCCACUUUUCCCUGGCGACUCUGAAAUAGACCAAAUAUUUAAGAUAUUCCGGAUUUUGGGAACACCGAACGAAGACAUGUGGCCGGGCGUGAGUGGUUUGCCCGACUAUAAGCCUACAUUCCCGCGUUGGAGUGUGCAAGAUGUCUCUCGGGUCGUCCCGGAUUUGGAUCCGGCGGGGAUUGACAUGCUUAAACGUCUCCUUGCUUAUGAUUCUGCCAAGCGUAUUUCAGCAAAACGUGCACUCAAGCACCCUUACUUUGCCGAUUAUGAGUCCGAUUCAAGUUCAAGCUCUUAGUUCGCUCUCUUCCCUUCAGCUUUCGGUGUUAUUAAAUAUAUAGUACACGGUAAACUUAUAACCAGCCCCGCUGUUGGUCUUACUCUUUCCAUCUUCUCCCCAUCCAUUCUUCAUCGUGAUGCAAGCAUUUCCAUCCUCUGUUACAUGUCCUGAUCCCAUUUGUAAGAAUAUUGUUUCACCAAUUCAUGUAAUGUUGUUUCUGUCCUAUUAUGCCCGCGUAAUUGUUGGAGUAUCAGCGUUGAGAAGUAGCGGACGUCUUUAUGACGCAAGUGUACAUACGUCAUUCAUCAAACUUUUU
Guyanagaster necrorhizus is the source of this 1359-nucleotide messenger RNA. RefSeq names its product Pkinase-domain-containing protein. Lineage: Eukaryota; Fungi; Basidiomycota; Agaricomycetes; Agaricales; Physalacriaceae. The transcript has 10 exons. Gene Ontology annotation, molecular function: cyclin binding; cyclin-dependent protein serine/threonine kinase activity; ATP binding. The record is from RefSeq and is a predicted model, not a curated record. Gene Ontology annotation, biological process: regulation of G2/M transition of mitotic cell cycle; regulation of gene expression; G1/S transition of mitotic cell cycle. Bases 159 to 1061 code for a protein of 300 amino acids. Gene Ontology annotation, cellular component: cyclin-dependent protein kinase holoenzyme complex; nucleus; cytoplasm.